This is a messenger RNA of Mesorhabditis belari, 1143 nucleotides long. Lineage: Eukaryota; Metazoa; Nematoda; Chromadorea; Rhabditida; Rhabditidae. The record is from the annotation of a GenBank genome assembly.
AUGAAAUUUUUUCGGAAGCGAAAGGAAAAGACUGAGUCUCCGGAAAAGGCGCCAAACAAAAGAAUCCGUACAAGCUCGCAGGGACAGUCCAUGAUGGGAGCCAAGCAAAGCACGGAUAACCAAGGAUAUCAAGUUUCGCCAGACGCUGCACCAUUCGGAGCGGCAAGUGGAUUUGCUUCAGCUCAGCAAGGAGCCUCGACUUCAGCAGUCGGCCAACAACGAGAGGGAUCCCGGGAAGUCGUCGGUCAAAUGCCUGGACCAUUGCAUAAUGGUGCUCCACGAGCUCGCAGAGGAGAGUUCAACGGUGUGCAAGAGCGACGAUGGAACGAAGUGUCACGAGCAGUUCGAUCUGGGCGAUCAUUGUCUCCCGCUCAUCCUAUCAAUUCGAAUUGUGGACUUGAUGACAUGUUGAGGCCUCCACGAUUUGAUGUGAUCCUCUCACAGAAGCCCCCAGAGAUUAGCAUUCAAGAACAGCAUGCUUGGAAUCCUGAUGACAGAUCGUUGAACAUCUUUGUGAGGGACGACGACAAAUUUACGUUCCACCGCCAUCCUGUUGCUCAAAGCACAGAUUGUAUCCGUGGAAAGGCUGGUUAUUCAAAAGGAUUUCACGUUUGGCAACUUGAAUGGCCUCAGCGUCAGCGCGGAACUCAUGCUGUUGUUGGUGUCGGAACUAAGGCAGCGGCUCUUCACGCUGUUGGAUACACGUCCUUGAUUGGAACAAACGAUCAAAGUUAUGGCUGGGAUUUGACGCGUAAUGAGUGCCAUCACGAUUCAAAGCAUUGCUCACCCUGGGCGUACCCGGUCGGACUUGGCUCAAGGCAGCGUGACGAGGAGUUCAUUGUUCCCGAUAAGUUCUAUUGCAUUCUUGAUAUGGAUGAGGGCUACAUGGCAUUUGCUAGUGAUACACAAUAUCUGGGAGUUGCCUUCCGUAAUUUGAAGGGAAAAACCCUCUACCCGAUUGUUUCUGCUGUUUGGGGCCACUGUGAAAUCACGAUGAAGUAUCUUGGCGGACUUGAUCCGGUGCCACGUGAACUGAUGGACAUUUGCCGGCGUACGAUCCGCAUCGAGAUGGGGAGGGAACGGUUACACCGAGUGGAUGAGCUUCGUCUGCCUCAAGCUCUCAAGCGCUACCUCCACUACAAA